Messenger RNA from Trichoplusia ni (cabbage looper), 881 nucleotides. RefSeq names its product membrane magnesium transporter 1 (gene EMC5). Bases 128 to 490 code for a protein of 120 amino acids. Lineage: Eukaryota; Metazoa; Arthropoda; Insecta; Lepidoptera; Noctuidae. The record is from RefSeq and is a predicted model, not a curated record. Gene Ontology annotation, cellular component: EMC complex; early endosome; Golgi apparatus. The transcript has 3 exons.
AGAGAUGAAAAAAUGUAACUGUCACACAGCAUGACAGAACGUUAUGUCAAUUCUGGUGAUAGCAUUCAUUUAACCCAUUCGCUGUUCCAAUUAAUUUAAUAAUAAGAAAAUUAAAAAACAAUAUAAAAUGGGUUCAUCAGUGCAUAAGAUUAUUGUUAUAGUAGGGUUCAUUUCUUUGUUCCACUCAGCGUUUUCAGCAGCCCAACACCGAUCAUACCUUCGUAUAACAUCACAGGAGUUUACCACAUUACCUUUGGAUAUCGUAGUGCAAGCUGUCGUUAGUUUAUUCGCCGUGAUGUGGGGCGUACUGAACGUCGCGGGAAAUCUACGAGAGAUACCAGCUGCAGCUGAACUCAAUCAAAUAAAAUGGGAGACUCAACAGAAUCUGCCAUCUUUCUAUAUCUUCAAUCAUCGAGGAAAAGCUUUGGCAGACAAUUAUAUACCAAGUGGUUCUGGUGGAGGAAAGUCUGAAUUAGAAAAUGUAGAAUAGAAUAGUUUAAGGAGUAAUUAUUUAUUUUGAGCAGUAUCUUGCAGUUAUAUACAAAGAUUUAUGUUAUAAAAAGAUGUACAGAUGAUACUACUAACAGGAUAUAUAAAAUUUAACAAACUAGUACUGUGCAACUUAUAUUAUGCAGUCACUAUUCAAAUCAAUUCAGACAAUCUGUUAAUAGACUCAAAAAGAUAGAUUGAUUUUCACAGUACAAGACUAUUUCAAUGAAUCUGUAACAUCUUUUCAAAAAGUUAACCUUUUUUUUUCUUUUGGUCAGGUGCAAGACUUCUUGUCUUUUCAGGCAAACAUAACUUUGUUAUCUUGACUAGUAUUGUUAUUAUUUAUUUAACUAAAUAGUUCGGGAUUAAAUAAAACAAUUUACAUCUUAAAA